This is a messenger RNA of Exophiala mesophila, 2283 nucleotides long. RefSeq lists its product as uncharacterized. The record is from RefSeq and is a predicted model, not a curated record. Bases 1 to 2283 code for a protein of 760 amino acids. Gene Ontology annotation, cellular component: mating projection tip. The transcript has a single exon. NCBI's taxonomy places the organism in Eukaryota, Fungi, Ascomycota, Eurotiomycetes, Chaetothyriales, Herpotrichiellaceae.
AUGUCCGCCCCGCCAGCCUUACCAGCUGGCAUUUCUCCAUCCAUGCCUGCCGGCAGCCAUGAGAUGCGAGACUAUUACUCCAACCAAGACCCACCUCGACUAUUCCCACACACUACACCAUCCAUCACACCCUAUCUUGGCCUCCGGGCUCGUCUAUCACAAAUCUGGUUCAACCGAUGGACUAUUCUACUCCUACUUGUUCUUGUUCGGACUCUAAUCGCAAUUGCGAGUGUCGACAGCAACCUGAUCUCCGCUCGACGCGAAGCCCUCGCAGCUUGUGCAGAUGUCGAAUCGAUGGGUUCCACCAUGGCCUCAAUGCCGCAUUACAUGUCACUAGGCGUUAAUGAACUCGCCGCAACCGGAGUGGAGAAGUCAGUCAACGGUCUCAUGGAGAUGUCAACCUUGAGUGUGACCGCUGUGGAAGAGAUUGUCAUAUUCGUCAUUGGAAUGAUGACGAACACCUAUCUCUGUCUCAUCACACUCGCCGUCUCUGGAAGCCUUCACGCCGUCAUUGGUGCGCUUGACUCCGCACAGGGCAGUCUCGACAAGAUGACCAAAGAUCUUGGUGACGGUCUGGGUUCGGCUGUAGGCGACUUCUCGGAAGCCUACAACAAAUUGGUAGAUUCUCUCAAAGGCUUCGUUGGCUUCUCGGUCUCCGGAGUCAACCCACCAAAGUUGGAUCUCACCAAGCAAGAAGAUGCUCUUCGGGCUCUCAAGUUGCCUCCUGGUUUCGAAGAUGACUUGGCCAAGCUCAACAACUCCAUCCCCACCUUUGCUGAAGUCAAGAACCUGACCGAAUCCAUCAUUCGUCUGCCCUUUCAAGAAGUGAAAAAGCUGAUGGCCGACAACAUGAAAAACUAUACCUUCGACCGCUCCCUGUUCUCCGUUCCGCAGAAGCAGCAACUUACCUUCUGCAGCGAUGGCAAUGGCAUCAAUUCUUUCUUUGAUCGUCUGACCAGCAUAGCCCAUCUUGCACGUCGCGUCUUUCUCGGCGUCUUGAUCACCCUGGCUAUCCUAGUCAUGAUCCCUAUGGCAUGGCGAGAAAUCAGAAGAUAUCGAAAAAUGCAAGAACGCAGUCUGCUUGUUCGCUCCGAUGCACGCGACCCCAUGGAUGUUGUCUAUCUCGUCAACAGACCAUAUACCUCGAGCUUCGGCCUCAGACUCUCCCAUGGAUAUGAAUCGCCGAGGAAGAGAAAUUUGAUUCGCUGGGUCGUCGCAUAUGCAACGACAGACGCUGCCUUGUUUGUUCUGGCGCUCGCCAUCGCCGGUCUCUUCGCGUGUGCAUGUCAAGCUAUCCUUCUUCAUGCCCUGGCAAAACAGGUCCCAGCCCUGAGUCAGCAAGUUGGUGAUUUCAGUGACGAAGUCAUGCUCCAACUCAAUAAUGCCUCUGCUCAAUGGGCUAUCGCCACCAACCAGGUCAUUACUUCCACCGGUCAAACCAUCAACCAAGACAUGCUCGGCUGGAUUGAAAUCGCCACAACAGCCGUCAAUGACACUCUCAACAUGUUUGUUGACAAGACUACUGAAAUCCUUGACGUUGCCUUUGGAGGGACGCCCCUCAAAGACCCCAUCAUGGGUGUUCUCGACUGUCUUGCGUUGAUGAAGAUUGCCGGAAUUCAAAAGGGCAUUACUUGGGUUCAUGACCAUGCUCACGUCGAUUUUCCCUUGUUUCCCAACGAUACUUUCAGUAUCGGGGCGGCACAGAGUCUGUCCGCCACAAGCGAACCUGACGACUCUUUUCUUGCCAGCCCCGGUGAUGCUGCCAGUGACAAAAUCACCAGCGCCGUCGCACGUUUCAUCAGCGUGAUCGAGGCCGGUAUCAGAAUCGAAGCUAUCACCUCCACCGUGAUUCUACUGCUGUGGAUCCUGAUUGUUUUUAUUGGCAUCAUCCGUGCCUGCAUCUUCUGGCGUGGGAGGGACAAGGUUCGCGGGGACGGUGGUGACUUUCAUUCAUCCGCCUCACCCCCGACCGCCGUCAAUCCCCCUUCUUCCCACGAGUUUUACCUUUAUAAUCAGGACAGACGUGCUGACUUUGAUAACAUCCCAUUGUCUACUGUUGGUCACACCAACUCCGGACGCCAUGACCGCAUGCAUCCGUCGAUGACAGCUAGACCAAUGUCGCCAGCACCAAGAUACAGUCCACCAGCCAGUCACGUUGAACACGAAGACCAUUACGAAGACCCAAAGCAGGAAUACAUUGAUGCAUCCCAGACAAGACACAAUCCAUUCGGAGACGACAAACAUGUGAGCUAUUGGUAUGGGACUGCAAAUGCGAAGUCGUGA